This is a messenger RNA of Penaeus chinensis, 2217 nucleotides long. RefSeq names its product E3 ubiquitin-protein ligase CCNB1IP1-like. The record is from RefSeq and is a predicted model, not a curated record. The transcript is spliced from 9 exons. Lineage: Eukaryota; Metazoa; Arthropoda; Malacostraca; Decapoda; Penaeidae. Gene Ontology annotation, biological process: reciprocal meiotic recombination. The coding region runs from base 112 to 1257 and encodes 381 amino acids. Gene Ontology annotation, cellular component: synaptonemal complex. Gene Ontology annotation, molecular function: ubiquitin protein ligase activity.
GUAUACCUUGACAGCCAAAUGGCGGUCCCACAAGAAAACAAAAAACUGUUCAUUCACGUGAUGAUGAAUCAGUAGUCACUUGUUUCAACGUCGAUACCCAUUUCACUCAUCAUGGUUGACAACGAGCUCCUGUUAUGUAAUUUCCGUCGAUGUCGCCGCCCGCUUGACUCCGUGGCGUGGGUGACUUUCUGCUCCCAUAUCUUCUGCCCUGAAGACGGGAGGAAUCUGCGCCAGACUCCAUGCGAGUGCCCAGCGUGUGGGGCCAAACUGACCCUGCAAAGCGACAUUCUGCGUGUUGAACUCGACCCGACGGAGCAGUUCAAGUCCAUGAUCCUGGCCGGUCUGCAACCCGAAGUUAUCAUGGAAGUGUGUCAUCGCGGGCUGGCGUUCUGGACUUACCAGGUGAACCAGGAGCGGACGUACCAGCAGCACGUGGUCAAAAGACUGAGGGAAAGGUUGCAGGAGAUACAGAGCUAUUACGAACAGGUGGUGAGGGGCCGAGAUGAUCAGCUGGCAGCAGUCAGGAGGCAGCUGGAAGGAGCUCGUCGCGACCACGAGAAGUGCAAGGAGCAGCGAGAGGUCAUCAACGAGAGGCUGGCAGAAAAGACCAGGCAGUACCAGAGGCUGCAGACUCUGUACGACACGCUGAGGAAGCGCGCCGGACCUCCGACAGGCGUAGGAUGGUCUCCUCCCUCCUCCUCCUCCCAGCCGCAUCCUGAUCCUCGGGUGCCCUUCCGCUGCGCUGCCGCUAUCGGACCCACGCUAUAUCCGCCGCCGAGUGGCCACGUGUCCGCCGGUACGGAUGCGGCAGCGGCGGCGGCGGCGGUAGCGGGGGUGGCGGAGGUAGCGGGGGUCGGCCCGCGUUACCAGCAGUGUCCGAACGAACUCCAGGAAACAGGCGGCGGCGGAGGCCCGUUACCGAUACACGCGGCGUCGUUGGGUUCUGGUUCCGCCGCCCUCGCACCCACCUGCAGCCUCGCCCUUCCUCCCAAUCCACCCCUUUCGUCGCUCACCUCAACAGCAUCAACGCCCUCCCAUCAGUACCAUCAUCACCUAAACCCUCCGUCAGGAUUCAUCGACCAGCAGGUUCCUUUACCAGCGCGGCGGUCCCAUGGAGGUGUUGAUCCUGCAGGUGCUGCGGGCGCUCUCGUGCCAUCGAUGGCAGUGGAGCUUCGGCAUGGCGAUUCGUGUGAAGAUUUUACGUUUGCUCCCGUGACACGAAGAUCGAUUGGCAACGGAAAUUCACGCCAGAAAUAGUAGCAACUGGGAAUUCCAGUUACCGGCUGGUAGUCCUGCUACUGGAAAAAAGUCAAACAUUAGCACUGUUCAAUGUUACCGUUCAUGUGACUGUAAACAUGUACUGCUUGUUGCUAUGGGCAGCGGCUGUGACUAAUCAAAACAUAUUAGUGUUCGAUUAUCUAUUUUAGCACUUUGUGUCACCAAUAUUAGUAAGCGUAGCAACUACUCGCACACGUACCAGCAUUUUCGCAUCUGAGGCCAUUGUUUAAUAUCCCUGAUGUGGAGCGUUAUUGCAUUCGUCUGGGCACAAUAGUUCUCUUCUUUAAUACCCUACUUCCAUUUCCAUGGUCUUUGAUCGUCAUUAUCAUACAUGUCAUUAAUUAUAUCAUUAACAUUUUCUGUUUCUUGUCUUUCAAGAAAUUAUCAACUGUUACCAGUCAUUAGCACAUUAUUUUUUCAAAUAUUGUGACACUCACACCUGGCUGGGAUAGGAGUGUCAGGUGCCGAGCCGAGCAAGUACUUGUUUUCAUGACACAAGAAUGUGUGUGCGUGAGUGCGGGGUGUAUAAUCCAUGCGUCGCAGUGAGAUUGUGCUGGAGAAGGGGGGGGGAGGGGGAAGGAGGAUGGUGUGGAGGAAGGAAGAAAGGGAACAUGAGGGGGGAGGAGGACUGAAAUGGGGAUAGAACACCCCUCCCCCCUCCUCUACCUUCAACAUCGAUUUACAACAAACGCCAAAGUAAAGUUAUCUUCGUGUGGUUUGACCUUGCUGCGUGGUAGUUGUUACUUGUUCAUUUUAGUUCAAUGUGUUCUUGCCCCUUAUACGUGGAGAUGCAUUUAUUUUCGACGUUUUUUUAAAUUUCAUUUUCGUUUAUUUGUCUUAGGAUAGGAAUUAGUAUGUAUAAUAUACAUAGAGCUUGCAAGAGUUCUACAAAGUUUGGCAUCAAAGGAUGUGAAUUUACAAUAUAAAGUUAGAAAUUUC